AUGGAAAUAGAUAUGGUUGAAGCUCAACCAAUAGCUGAAGAGGUGUUUCAAACAUUUGAUUCUAUUCAAGUAGAAGGACAAAGCAUUAUAGAGAUUGACAACGAACAAGCUUUGGGUAUUCAAGUCUUAGAGAGUGCACUGGUUUUUUUAUAUGUUUAUGCAUAUGGAUCAUCAAUAUCUGGUUGGAAUCAUUGUAGACUAGUGAUUUCUAUUGAUGCAACUUUUUUGAAGUCAAAAUUUCGUGGUGUUUUAAUGAUUUCAGUUUCAAAGGAUGUAAAUAACCAAAUUUUCCCACUAGCCUUUGGAAUAGCAGAAUCUGAAAAUAACAAUUCCUAUGAGUGGUACUUUAGUGAGCUUCGCAAUGCAAUUUGGAGCCGUGAGAAUUUAAUUUUUUUAUCAGAUAGGCAUCAAGCUAUUGCAUAUGCCAUCGCAAAAGUAUAUCCUGAAAGCCACCAUGGGAUUUGUAUCUAUCAUUUGGAGCACAACCUAAAGCGAAGGAAAGUGAAAAGUAAGGUCAUAAAACUUUUUCAAAGUGCUGCAAGAGUAUACAGGCGCAAAGAAUUUGAUCUUUACAUGUCAGAUAUAGCAAAAGUAGAUAAGAAGACUUAUGACUACUUGAUGGAAGAACCACCAGAAAGGUGGGCACGUUCUUGUAGUCCACAACGAAGAUAUGACAUGCUCAUAACAAACAUAGUUGAGUCAAUGAAUUCUGUCCUAUUAGAAGCACGGGAGCUGCCUAUAUUAAGAAUGAUGGAUUUCAUUCAAGUGAAGCUACAACAGGAGGAAUUGAAGAAAAAGAUAGAUUUAGCAUUUACUUUGAAUGUCUUCCCUGUUGAUUCAUGGCAUUCUAGAGUUGAAGAAGAAGGAAUAACAUUCUUGGUGGACUUAAACAAAAGAACAUGUGAUUGUUUUCAGUUUCAAUUUGAUGAAUUACCAUGCAUACAUGCAAUUGUAGUUAUCGAGAAGAGAAACAUCAAGAAGUCCAACUUUUGCUCGCACUGGUACUUAAAGGAAUCUUGGCUGAAAAUAUAUGAAAGGCGAAUACAUCUUGUAGGACAUACUGAUUCUUGGAUUGUACCAGAGAGUGUUAAGUCACAAAUUGCUAAACCUCCAGAUUUCAAAGUGCCACCAGGUAGAAGGCAGAAGAAAAGGUACGGUGCUGCACGUGCGAGGGGAAAAGCCACAGAUGCGAAGUUUGGGCUGGGGAGCAGUUUUCGUAGAAGCGGUCGAGGUGGCCGCAUCUGCGAAGCU
Molecule: messenger RNA, 1251 nt
Organism: Nicotiana tabacum (common tobacco)
Lineage: Eukaryota; Viridiplantae; Streptophyta; Magnoliopsida; Solanales; Solanaceae
Product: protein FAR1-RELATED SEQUENCE 4-like
Source: RefSeq, a predicted model, not a curated record